Molecule: messenger RNA, 468 nt
Organism: Dothidotthia symphoricarpi CBS 119687
Lineage: Eukaryota; Fungi; Ascomycota; Dothideomycetes; Pleosporales; Dothidotthiaceae
Exons: 1
Coding region: 1-468 (155 amino acids)
Source: RefSeq, a predicted model, not a curated record
AUGCCUAACCACAUCCCCAACUUCCAAAUCUCGCACUUCCUGUCCUCACAUACCAUCCCGCUGCUCACUCCCCCAGACCCCACUUGCCCCAUCUGCCAACUUCCCUACGCCUCCCCACCACAAACCUACGUCCAUCCUCUCCUUCCUCCCGACAUACCCGAAUACGCAGUUCAGAUCAACAACCGCGGGCCUUGUACCCAUGUAUUCGGUAGGCGGUGUGUGGAAACGCACAUCCGUGGUAGAAACCCCUGGAGCCAUACGUGUCCGAUGUGUCGUGCAGAGUGGUUUCCUCCGCCUGAUACGGGACGGAGGGAGGUCCUCGAGCAUGUUGAGAGGGCGUUGAAUGGCCUGGCGAGGCUGGAGGAAGAUUUGAGCGCAGGGGACGAGGUAACAAUGGCGGAGGUGGAGGAUUUGGAGAGAUCGUUGGAGAGGAUUAGGGAGGUGCUGUAUGGCGGGAGGUGGAUUUAG